CCGGCAUGCCGCGGGCGUGCACUCUCACUAUGACCUCGUUGACUUGCCGUAGCUUAUAGAUCAUGUGAUUCCCACUGAUUGCUGAGGUUUCGCGUAUCACAUGCACAAACACGGAGCGGGGAGAGCACCCGUACAGAGACCGCAGCCCGGAGUCGAGACAUGGCCAACGUGUCCAACAGGGUGUCCUGGUCAGGGCGGGAGCUGCCGGAGGAGGACGGGGAGCACACGCCGCUGCUCAAUGGCACCAGCCCUGGGGGCGCUAACAGACCGUUUUCUAGUUCAAUCCUUUUCCGCAUCGGUCAGCUGAGUACCGUGGACCUGGAAGAUGAGAACCAGGAGUCGGAAACGGAACUGUCCACAGUCGUUAAAGAAAUCCCACAUAAUGAGAACCUACUCUCCCUGAAAUAUGAGAGUUUGGAUUAUGACAAUAGUGAAAACCAACUGUUUAUGGAAGAGGAGCGUAGGAUAAAUCACGCGGCAUUCCGAACUGUGGAGGUCACGCGCUGGGUCAUUUGCGGCAUGAUUGGAAUUCUCACCGGGCUCAUCGCUUGUUUUAUCGACAUUAUGGUGGAGCAACUGGCGGGUGUCAAAUACAGAGUCAUUAAAAACAAUAUUGACAAAUUCACAGAAAAGGGAGGACUGUCGUUCUCACUGCUGCUCUGGGUAACCCUAAAUGCUGCCAUUGUUAUGAUUGGAUCCCUGCUAGUCGCCUUCAUAGAGCCUGUGGCAGCUGGGAGUGGGAUCCCCCAAAUUAAGUGUUUCCUAAAUGGUGUGAAGAUUCCUCAUGUAGUGAGGCUUAAGACCCUUGUGAUAAAGGUGUGCGGUGUCAUAAUGUCUGUAGCAGGAGGACUGGCAGUGGGAAAGGAAGGGCCGAUGAUUCACUCCGGGGCUGUGGUGGCAGCUGGAAUUUCCCAAGGAAGGUCGACCUCUCUCAAGAAGGACUUUAAGAUAUUUGAAUAUUUCCGCAGAGACACAGAGAAAAGGGAUUUUGUGUCAGCAGGGGCGGCAGCCGGCGUCUCAGCAGCUUUUGGGGCACCAGUCGGUGGGGUGCUUUUUAGCUUGGAGGAAGGGGCCUCUUUCUGGAACCAGCUGCUCACUUGGAGAAUAUUCUUCGCCUCCAUGAUCUCCACGUUCACCCUGAACUUUGUCCUGAGCUUUUACAACCACAAGCCGGGUGACCUGUCCAACCCUGGUCUCAUAAACUUCGGGAGGUUUGACACAGAUGAAAACAGCUACAAGUACUUUGAACUUCCAAUCUUUAUUGGGAUGGGAGCAGUGGGUGGCAUGCUGGGAGCUCUGUUUAAUGCUUUGAACAACUGGCUGACCAUGUUCAGGAUCAGGUACUUGCACAGCCGGGGCCUGCAGGUGAUUGAAGCCGUGUUGGUGGCGGCUGUGACGGCCGCUGUGUCCUUUGUUAUGAUUUAUUGCUCCUCAGACUGCCAGCCUCUGCGGGAGGGAGCCGGCGAAUACCCACUACAGCUGUUCUGUGCAGAUGGAGAGUAUAACGCCAUGGCGUCUGCGUUCUUCACCACCCCAGAGACCAGCGUUCGCAGGCUCUUCCACGAUCCAGCAGGUUCCUUUAACCCUCAGACCCUGGGCCUCUUCACUCUGAUGUAUUUCUUCCUGGCUUGCUGGACAUACGGCCUGACUGUAUCUGCCGGCGUGUUCAUCCCGUCUCUACUUCUAGGAGCUGCGUGGGGGAGGCUCUUUGGAAUCCUGUUAACAAACAUUUCAAAUGAGUCAAUUUCAUGGGCCGACCCUGGGAAGUAUGCACUGAUGGGAGCCGCAGCCCAGCUCGGUGGCAUCGUAAGGAUGACCUUGAGCCUCACAGUCAUCAUGGUGGAAGCCACUGGAAACGUCACCUACGGUUUCCCGAUCAUGCUUGUCCUCAUAACAGCUAAAAUAGUUGGAGACAUAUUUAUUGAGGGUCUUUAUGAUCUUCACAUUAAGCUGCAGAGUGUUCCAUUCCUGCACUGGGAAGCUCCGGUCACCUCUCAUUCCCUCACUGCCCGGGAAAUAAUGAGUACCCCGGUCACCUUCCUGCGCAGGAGGGAGAAAGUGGGCAUCAUCGUGGAUAUCCUCAGCAAGCCCACAUCUAACCACAAUGGCUUUCCUGUGGUGGAGAAUAAUGGAACCACCGGUCAGGCCCCCCGAUUAUGUGGCCUGAUUCUGAGAUCCCAGCUGAUUGUACUCCUGAAACACAAGGUUUUUGUUGAGCGGGAAAAUCUGAGCGUGAUUCAGGGGCGCUUGAAGUUGAAAGAUUUUCGAGAUGCCUAUCCCCGCUUCCCACCAAUCCAGUCUAUCCACGUGUCCCAGGACGAGCGGGAGUGUCUGAUGGAUAUGACAGAGUUCAUGAAUCCCACGCCCUACACUGUACCUCAGGAAGCCUCAUUACCCAGAGUGUUCAAGUUAUUCCGAGCCCUCGGUCUCCGGCACCUGGUGGUGGUGGAUAAUCAUAACCGGGUUGUGGGUUUGGUGACCAGAAAAGAUCUCGCUCGCUAUCGAAUUGGAAAAAACGGGCUGGAGGAGAUGUGUUUGGCGCAGACGUGAUUAUUCUAUAUAUAUCUUACUUUUCAGUGGACAUUAGCAGUUCUGGGAACUUGCAGCACAGAGACAACAUUGCACUGGAGGCAGCCUGUGCUUUUAUAUGGUCCAGGAAUAAACUGCAGACCCGAAUUACUGUAGAACUAUCCACACUGCCUGCAAAAGGCUGAAGCAUUAGCGUUUUCAAAUUGACACAUUUUAUCUGCCGCUGUUACACAGCUGUCACACGGGAGUCAUCAUUGUGCGUGUUUGUCCAAUACUCUCACGUAUCCAGCCAAUCGGCUCACUAGGAACCAGUGACAUGAGACUGGAUAUUCCAUAGGUCAGCCUACAGAAUAUCUACUUCCAGUGUCCGUCAUCAAAUACCCUUUUAAAGAAAUCAUCCUAGUACUUGUAAGUUGGAAAUGUUUUCUAUCCAGCAAUCCAUUAAUUGUUACAGUGCUUAUAUUGAGCGCCAGUCAUGCACAAUGCAUGGUGGUCUGGGGGACCUCUUAAAAAACAUAAAUCAAAAACAUAUACUUUCUCUUACGUCCUAGAGGAUGCUGGGGACUCCGUAAGGACCAUGGGGGUUUAGACGGGCUCCACAGGAGACA
Pseudophryne corroboree (corroboree frog) is the source of this 3137-nucleotide messenger RNA. RefSeq names its product chloride voltage-gated channel 7 (gene CLCN7). Gene Ontology annotation, cellular component: lysosomal membrane; intracellular membrane-bounded organelle. Gene Ontology annotation, molecular function: voltage-gated chloride channel activity. The record is from RefSeq and is a predicted model, not a curated record. The transcript is spliced from 25 exons. Lineage: Eukaryota; Metazoa; Chordata; Amphibia; Anura; Myobatrachidae. The coding region runs from base 160 to 2550 and encodes 796 amino acids. Gene Ontology annotation, biological process: chloride transport; transmembrane transport.